GUACCACAUGAGAAUUCACACUGGAGAAAACCCUUUUACCAGCCAACAGUGUGGAGUAAGUUUCACUCAAAAAGGGAUUCUCAAUCGGGACAUGAAAAUUCACACUGGGGAGAAGCCUUACUCAUGCCCUCAGUGUGGAAAGUGUUUCGAUCAGCAUGGAAACCUUAAAGUCCACAUGAGAAGUCACACUGGAGAGAAACUCUACAAGUGCCUGCAGUGUGGAAAAAGUUUUGAUCAACAUGGAAACUUUAAAAUCCACAUGAAAAUUCAUACAGGAGAAAGCCUUUUUACCUGUCAGCAGUGUGGAGUAAGUUUCAGAAAGAAAUGGAUUCUCAAAAGGCACAUGAGAAUUCACACUGGAGAGAAGCUUUACACAUGCCAUGAGUGUGGAAAGAGUUUCGAUCAAAAUGAAAACUUUAAAAUCCACAUGAGAAUUCACAUAGGAGAAAACCCUCUCGCCUGCCAACAGUGUGGAGUAAGUUUCAGAAAGAAAUGGAUUCUCAUCAGACAUAUGAGAAUUCACACUGGAGAGAAGCCUUACACAUGCCUUCAGUGUGGAAAGAGUUUUAAUCAACAUGGAAAUCUUAAACUCCACAUGAGUAUUCAUACAGGAGAAAGGCCUUUUACCUGUCAACAGUGUGGAAAAAGUUUCAAACGAAAAGGAAACCUUAAGUACCACAUGAGAAUUCACACUGGAGAAAACCCUUUUACCAGCCAACAGUGUGGAGUAAGUUUCACUCAAAAAGGGAUUCUCAAUCGGGACAUGAAAAUUCACACUGGGGAGAAGCCUUACUCAUGCCCUCAGUGUGGAAAGGGUUUUCAUCAACAUAGAAACCUUAAACUCCACAUGAAAGUUCAUACAGUAGAAAGGCCUUUUACCUGCCAACAGUGUGGAAAAUGUUUCAAACGAAAAGGAAACCUUAAUUAUCACAUGACCGUGCACACUGGAGAAAGCCAUUUCACCUGCCAGCACUGUGGAUUAAGUUUCACUCAGAUAGGAAGCCUUAACAGGCACAUGAGAAAUCACACUGGAGAGAAACCUUACUCAUGCUCUCAGUGUGGAAAAAGUUUUGAUCAACAUGGAAACUUUAAAAUCCACAUGAAAAUUCAUACAGGAGAAAACCCUUUUACCUGUCAACAGUGUGGAAAAAGUUUCAACCGAAAAGGAAACCUUAAGUACCACAUGAGAAUUCACACUAGGGAAAAGACUUACACAUGCCAUCAGUGUGGAAAGAGUUUCGAUCAAAAUGAAAAGCUUAAAGUACACAUGAGAAUUCACACUGGAGAAAGACCUUUCCCCUGCAAACAGUGUGGAAAACGUUUCAAACGAAAAGGAAACCUUAAUUACCACAUGAGCGUACACACUGGAGUAAACUCAUCUACCACCAGUGUGGAGUAAGUUUCAGAAAGAAAUGGAUUCUCAAUAGGCACAUAAGAAUUCACACUGGAGAGAAGCCUUUCACUUGCCCCCAGUGUGGGAUGAGUUUCAACCUUAAAGGAAACGUUAGCAUUCACAUGAGACUUCACACUAAAGAAAGUAUUCCACGUGUCUUUAGUGUGAAGAGUUUUAUCAAAGAGCCCUGAAAUGUGGAGUGCUGCUCAGUGUGGCAAAAGGUUUACGAAAAAUUAGCAAUUUCAGUUAUCAGUUGUGCAUUCAUUCUAGAGGAAAACUAUGCAAGAUGUGCAAAUGUGAGACCCUAUUUGUGUUAUUUGUGAUGUCAUUACUCAUGAAAAUACACAUUGUUAGUUAUAUUUAAAAAUGUGUUUUCAGUAGUUGUUACACCCCAAGUUUGGGACCAGUUUAAGACUUGCAAAAAUAAAAAAUGUUGCAAUGGCCAGGGGGAAGAGAUAAACAAGAAUGAAUAUGAACUUAUUUUUAUAUCCCAGGGCAUAAUAUUAUUUGUUGUUGUUUUAUACUUUGCCAUUCUAUGGAUAUACAGUUGCAAACAGAAAUAUUCAACCCCUCACCUCAAAAGACAUUAUGGUGAUAUCGAUGAACAAUCAUGAUGAUAAAUGACAAAAAACCUCAUUAAACAAUACAAAAUAUUUAUUGAUGCAUAUUUGAGUUAAUUUGACAACAGAAGUUGACUUAACUUUGAAAUUCAAAUGAAAAAUUUAACAUUUUUAACAAGUGCAUGUGCAGUAUUAUUCAACCCCCAGCUUCAGUACUUUGUGGAGCAUCCUUUAGCUUUUAUAACUUCUAACAAAUGUUUUUGGUAAGUGCUGACAAGCUUCUUACACCUCUCUAUCAGAAUCUUUGCCCAUUCUUUGCCCAGAUUUUCAGAUUUAAAUCUGGUCACUGAGAAGGCCACUCCAGGACGUUCCAGGAUCUUUUUCUCAACCAAGCUUUGGUUGACUUGGAGGUGUGCUUGGGAUCACUGUCUUGCUAGAAAGUCCAAUGAUCACCAAGGUUUAAUUUGUCAAUAAAAGGCAUCAUGUUCCUCUUUAAAAUGGCCUGGUAUUUCUGGGAAUCCAUGAUGCCAGGUACACGAUCAAGAUUGCCAGUUCCUGCUGCAAGAACAGCCCCACAUCAUCAAUGAGCCACCUCCAUGCUUGACCGUGGGGAUGGUAUUUUUCUGGUCAUAAGCCUGGCCAAACAUGCCAGAAAUACCGUUGGUCCAAAUGUCCAAACCGUUCCAGUUUGGUUUCAUCAGUCGAUAGAACUGUCUCCCAAAACUCUGAAGUCUUAUCCAAAUUCCUCCUGGCAUAUUCUAGUCAACUUUUGAUGUUCCUUGUGGUCAAGAGUGGAGUGCGUCUUGAGUCCAGCCAUGAAGUCCUUGUUUGUUCAGUGCAUGUCUUAUAGUUGCUCUUGAAGGACUUGUACCAGCCUUCAUUAGGUCAUCCUGUAGGUGUCUUGCAGUCACACAGAGGUUUUUCUUAGUUGUCCUGACUAAGUUGGUACAGGCCCUUGAUGAAAUUCUGGGCUUUCUUCCAUGGCCAGGCAUGUUUGCAGCUGUUCCAUAAGUUUUAAACGUCCUUAUAAUGCUCCCAAUUGUGUCUUGGAAUGUAAUUUAGUUUUUUUAUACCUAUGGCCCUACAGGUGUGAUGAAAUAAUCUCUUCUCUCAGCUUUUGUGGAAGCUCCUUUGUCUUUCCCAUGAUUGCAACUCACCUUGGAUACCUUCAUGGGUGGGGUUUAUAUAUGCAGCACAGCUGAAGCAAGUCAAGGAUGAUUAUAGAGCUCCCAAAGGCUUAAUUAUGUUGCAACUCCACUUUAUGCCAUAAAAAAUUGUCAGAAAGCUUUA
Messenger RNA from Sinocyclocheilus grahami, 3243 nucleotides. RefSeq names its product gastrula zinc finger protein XlCGF57.1-like. The record is from RefSeq and is a predicted model, not a curated record. The transcript has a single exon. Gene Ontology annotation, biological process: regulation of transcription by RNA polymerase II. Lineage: Eukaryota; Metazoa; Chordata; Actinopteri; Cypriniformes; Cyprinidae. The coding region runs from base 8 to 1399 and encodes 463 amino acids. Gene Ontology annotation, molecular function: DNA-binding transcription factor activity, RNA polymerase II-specific; RNA polymerase II cis-regulatory region sequence-specific DNA binding.